Vigna unguiculata (cowpea) is the source of this 345-nucleotide messenger RNA. RefSeq lists its product as uncharacterized. NCBI's taxonomy places the organism in Eukaryota, Viridiplantae, Streptophyta, Magnoliopsida, Fabales, Fabaceae. The record is from RefSeq and is a predicted model, not a curated record.
AUGCGAGCCACUCAGAGUAGGAAAAAGUCUUAUGCUGAUAAGAGGAGACGGCCACUUGAAUUUGAUGAAGGAGACCAUGUAUUUCUCCGGGUUACUCCAAUUACAGAUUACACGGAGAUAGCAGCGGCGUACAAGAUCGCUCUACCACCUCACCUAUCCAACUUGCAUAAUAUGUUUCACGUCUCACAGUUGAGGAAAUACAUUGCAAGUCCAUAUCAUGUUUUGGAGUCAGAUGAGGUGCAAGUACGCGAGGAUCUGACUAUGUCAAUUGGACCGGUUCGCAUAUUGGAUACUUGGGUCAAGCAACUGAGAGGCAAGGAGUUAAAGAUGGUGAAGGUACUCUAG